Messenger RNA from Nicotiana tabacum (common tobacco), 2143 nucleotides. RefSeq names its product transcription activator GLK1. Gene Ontology annotation, cellular component: nucleus. Lineage: Eukaryota; Viridiplantae; Streptophyta; Magnoliopsida; Solanales; Solanaceae. Gene Ontology annotation, biological process: positive regulation of DNA-templated transcription. The record is from RefSeq and is a predicted model, not a curated record. Gene Ontology annotation, molecular function: transcription cis-regulatory region binding; DNA-binding transcription factor activity.
GAUUAAAUCUUUCGCUCUCCACGCUCCCUAUACUUACACUAGUACUACUACUAUUUCAACAACAAAAAGAAAAUAAGAAGACAUUUCUCAAAAUCAAACACAAACCAUUUUCGGCAUAUACUCCCCACAACCAAACCAUUUUCCUCAGUUUAAGGCUUAACUAAUUAAUUGUCUUUUUUAUUUGUGUUCCAGUUUUGGCAUGCAACGUUAAAUUCACGUAACUGCAGUUCAAAUAAUUACGUGUUUGGUUAUUGUGUUAUUGUAAUGCUUGCUGUGUCAUCUUUGAGUAACACAACGAACAAAGAUGAAAGGGGUAACGAGAUGGAAAGUUUCACGAUCGGAGGAGGUGACGAUUUUCCAGAUUUUAUGGGUGAGAAUUUGCUCGACAGUAUUGAUUUUGAUGACCUUUUUGUUGGGAUCAACGACGGAGAUUUGCUACCAGAUUUGGAGAUGGACGCAGAGAUUUUUGCUGAAUUUUCAGUUAGUAGUGGCGAUGAAUCUGAUGUGAACAACUAUAAUAUCUCUACUCCUACUACUAUAAAAAAUGUAGAACAAGAGAGUUGUUUAAGAAAAGAGGAAGUGGAAAAAACAUCAUCAGUUUCAGCUUCAGAUCUUGGUUCGGGGUUAACGAGCCUGAAUUAUCAGGGAGAUGAAAUUGUGAGUACUCAAAAGAGUGAAGAAUCUGCACCACCAGUGAAUCAGAAUCCUUUGCAUAAAGAAAGUGAUAAAGGCAAAAAGUCAUCUGCUCAAUCCAAAAAUAAUCCUCAAGGGAAGAGGAAAGUUAAGGUGGAUUGGACGCCAGAAUUGCACAGAAGAUUUGUACAAGCAGUAGAGCAGCUAGGUGUAGAUAAGGCAGUUCCAUCUAGAAUUUUGGAAAUUAUGGGAAUCGAUUGUCUCACUCGCCAUAACAUUGCCAGUCAUCUUCAGAAAUAUCGAUCCCAUAGGAAGCAUUUACUUGCAAGAGAAGCCGAGGCGGCGAGCUGGAGCCAAAGAAGGCAAAUCUACGGCGGUGCAGCUGCCGGAGGCGGAGGAGGAAAGAGAGAGAUAAACCCAUGGCCUGCGCCGACUAUUGGCUUUCCUCCUCCUCCUCCAAUGGCAACUCCAAUGCCUCAUUUUAGACCCUUACAUGUAUGGGGUCAUCCAUCUGUCGACCAAUCAUAUAUGCACAUGUGGCCUAAACAUUUAGCACCUUCACCUUCUCCUCACCAGCAUCCAUCGCCAGCUUGGCCACCUCCUUCUCAUCUUCAUCUUUCACCACCUGCAGAUCCUUCUUUCUGGCAUCCACAUCAUCAACGGAUACCAAAUUCUCUUACCCCAGGAACUACUUACUUUCCAGCACCUAUAGCACCAACGAGAUAUCAUGCUCCUCAUCCAGUCCCAGGCAUUCCACCCCCUGCCGCCAUGUACAAAGUAGACCCCGGCAUUGGCGUUCGAACUGCCGUCGCCGGAGCUGGACAGCCUCUUCCCAAACCUCCUUGUGACUUUCAUCCUUCAAAGGAGAGCAUAGAUGCGGCUAUUGGAGAUGUUUUAUCAAAGCCAUGGCUGCCACUUCCCCUCGGACUGAAACCUCCCGCUGUAGACAGUGUGUUGGGAGAAUUACAGCGUCAAGGGGUACCUAAAAUACCACCAACUUGUGCAUAGAGUUAUUGAGGCAGUGCAUUCAGACUCCAGAGGGUCUCCUAUAACCCAAGCGCUAUAAUCUGCAUGGACAACUCACGUGCUGCACAGACAACUCACGUGCUAUAAUAUCAUAUCAGAAUCCGCAUAGAAAACUCACGUGCUGAGGUACAAUACCCACAAAUAGGCCAUCAGCCUCAUAGCAAAGCCGGUGGAAUUUUUUGGGGUUCUCUUACACCAAGAAACCCUUCAAUUCGACGACAUUUCCUGCACGUAGAGAUGAAGAUGAAUUAAAUCUGUCAUCACCAUCAUCUAUAAUGCAGUUUUUUCCCUCAUAUAUCAGAAAACUUUUUUUUUUUUUUUUUGUUUCUUAACUUUGUUGUCCUACUUUGUUCUUGUUUCGUUAUGUGCAAGGACAUGCUUUAACUUAACAAUGGGGUUUGCACAUGCAUGAACUGAUAUAUCUUUUUGUGAUGAUGUAAUCACCGGUUUGAGAAUUCUAAUAAUAGCGAGAGCUUCUUGUAAA